AUGGCUGCCUCCCCCGAUCGCGCCGACGUUCCGCGCGUGAACGGCGACGCUCGCCUCGCCAACGGUCAUGGCCCCGACGGCGGCCCCAGCAGCGACUGGGACGCCAUCGCCAAGGAAGAUGACGAGAACAUCAUGAAGGCACUCGGUGGCUUUGGCAACGAUGGCGAGAUGAAGAUGCUCGCCGGCUUCGAUGACAAAGAGCUGGACCAGACUGGCAAGGCAGACGAUGCCAUCGAUUUUGAGGACUUGAGCGACGACGAUCUCGCUUCUGACGACGAUAAUCUGGUCUCCGACAACGCCCCCGCCACCCAAGGCACGGCCCUCACCGAACCGCCCGCGAGCCUAGACCCUGAUGUUGUCCUGGAAGGCGACCCCUACGCCGAUGUGGACGGCGAUCUGGAUGACCUCUUCGGCGGUGCUGAUGAUGGCGAUGUCGUCCUCCCCGCAUCAUCACCCCCUCCCGACACCCAACCCCCAGCAGUGCCCCAGCCUGCCGAGGAUGAAGUCCCUUCUCAGGCCGAGAAGGAGCCCGUGACGGCUGCCAAUGUCACCGACGAUGAGUGGGCCCACAUGUCCUGGGAGGAGAAAGUCCGCCUCAACUUCCCUCAGGAGGAGCCCAACAGUGUCAGCGCUUGGGUCGCCGAUCAGACACAGCAUCAGGACCCUUCCGUCCCGAUACCGCCUCAGAACGUCGAGGAACUCGUCAAGCAGAAGUUCCCCAGCUUUGAGAAGUACAAGGUGCUCAACUUCAGAGAGCUGUUCAAAGAAUGGCCAGCCCACUACAACUACAAGGAGCCGCCCAAGUCGCUGCCUCCAGUGGUGCCGAAUAAGCUCGAGCUGGAGAUUGACGUCGACACCGCCAAGCUGUUCCGCAUCCCCGAUGCCACCCUUGCCGCGAACUCUAAGCGAUCUCAAGGCCAGCAUGGGGAACAACAGGAUUGGGCCGAACCGCCCAUGUUAAUGGACCUGGACGACAUGUUCCCGGACUCGGACCUGAACGACGAGGCAGAGCUUGUCGGUGGUCUCACCUUGAAGGAAUUCGCGACCGUGUGCGAUGAUUGGGAUAACAUAGGGGACCCUGGGCCACUAUACCGGCAGACUGGUCAACUCACCCCCCCUGCCGAGGAGGACGAGGAGAUGGAUGACUGGGAAAAGCAGUUUCUGCCAGACAAAUCGACGCAGGUCGUGAAAAAGCGAAAGUACGAGCCCGGGUUGCCUAACAUCACCGAGUAUUCCACCUCUAGCAUAACCAACUUCUUCGAGGCUACGAAACGGCAGGGUCGGUGCAUCCAGCUCGAUCAGAGUGAUCCCUACCUACUGCUCGAAGACAUGCAAGUCGAGCGGCCUGCAAAGAAACCCCGCGUGGAAGAAAAGAUGAAGCGCAUGGCCAACGGCCAACUCGGCAGAGAUGUCAGGCAUCGAUUCAACUACUCCAACGACGCGGAAUACGAGGCUUUGACAGCCAACCACAAAACCAAAGUCAGGGCCUUGCUUUCCAAUACCACAGUCGAGCACAGUAUGCCUGCUCAGAGGCUGGCCUUCCCUUACUACCGCACCAAACUGCAAGGCGAGUUCUGGGAGCAUCACCGUCCCAAGUUUGACUUUGCCAAGCUGUUCAAGCACCAGGUGCGCUUCAGGCGGCAGGCCAAGGUCAAGCGCAAGGAGAUGAAGGGGAAAAGCGUCAAGGAGAUCUUCCAGAGCAGCAAGGACCUCUCUCUCAACGAUAACUCUACGGUUAUCCUUUUUGAGUACUGCGAGCAAAACCCUAUCCUGCUGAACAAAUUCGGAAUGGGCAGCCGCAUAACCAACUACACGCGCCGAAAAGAGGGUGACGAGGAGUACAAGCCUGCAAAGGCCGAACUCGGCGAAAGCCACGUUCUGCUCCCACAAGACAGAUCACCUUUCUCCAUAUUCGGCACGGUGGACAUUGGUGAGGUUGUGCCUACCCUCCACAACGCCUUGUUCCGGGCGCCUGUCUUCAAGCAUGAGCCAAGGGACACCGAUUUCAUCCUCGGUUACAACCUCACUGGAUCGGAUGCCCCAUUCUACUACCUGAAAAAGGCCCAUGGUCUUCAAGUUGUUGGCCAGCAGAACUACUACCAAGAGGUCCCUGGCUUGCACGCUAGAAAGAUCACUAGUGCCAACAAGACGCGCAUGAGGGCAGUCUGUGACAGAAUGGCAAAACAGCGACCAACUCGCGACAUUGACAUUCGAGAAGUCACUCCUCAUGUGUUUCAAAGGCAGGACCCGCAGAACAGGUAUGGCUCCAGCGAUGGCGGCCCUUCCAGCAAGAAGGAAAACCGUAUUGACCCCAAUGACAGACAGAAGAUGAAAGAAUUCUAUGUCUACAAUAAAGAAACCAAAACUUGGGGUUACAAGGAGGGUGAUGCUCCCUGGGAUGAGAGCUUCAUCCGGCAACAGCUCAAGCCAGAGGAUGUUGUUCUCAUUGAGGCCACGCAAGUCGGUGCCUCAAUGCUACAGAGUGCAGGUUAUGACCCAAAGGCACCAAGUUUCACUGAAGAUGACGAUGAGCUGGGGGCGGACAUACCUCUGGUUGCCAAGUUGGCACCAUGGCAGAUCACCAAGAACUUCAUUGAUGCCUGCCAAGGAAAGGCCAUGGUAGCCUUGCACGGAGAGGGAGACCCGACUGGCCAUGGGCUGGGUUUCAGUUUCAUCAAGACGUCCAUGAAGGGUGGCUAUAUCAAUGCUGUUCAAGGCCCACUUGCCACCAGUGCCGACGCAAUCGAGAGAGAGAGGAAAGCCAAUGGGGGCCACUCAUACAAUGUCAAAAAACAGCACGAGAUGUACAUGGCUGGUAUUAAGGAUAUCUGGGAGAGACAGAAGACCACCCUGUCAGAUCCUACAACCCACAACGACGAUGAAGUCUUGGACGGCACCAAUGAGGAUGACAGAUUCAACACGCACAAAGCAUCUGAACACACUCCAGCUGCUCCGAUGGAUGAUGGACGAAGUCAGCUGAGCCAUUUCAGUCAGAAUAGUGGAUAUGGACGGCGCAAGAUCAGGAUCUCGCGCAGGAAGCGGGCGGAGGAUGGCAGCAUAACAACCGAGCACGAGAUUGUCGAGGACCCUCAGGUCAUCCGGAGCUAUCUCAAACAGAGGAGAGAGCUUGAUCUUGCAGCCAGAGAUAUCUACAACAUGAAGCCCACAGGCGAUGCCGAUGCAGAUCGUGAGCAAGCGAGGCUCAUUGAGCAGGAGCUCCUCCGCCUUCAGAAGAACGCUGAUCGACGCCAAGUGCGGGAGAAGCAGGGAAGAGGCAAGAAGAAGGAGGUACAAGCCGAUGCAGGCUCUCCCGACCCAUCAGGUCCGGGUGCAGGUGGUACAACUCGGAAAUGUGCAAACUGCGGACAAGUCGGUCACAUCAAGACCAACAAGGCCAAAUGUCCCCUUCUAAACGGCACAAUCUCUACAGAGAACGCGGCCGACCUUGGAGGAUUUGGCUCACUUCCUGGCGUUGGGGCUUCGGCCAAUUAG
Neoarthrinium moseri is the source of this 3492-nucleotide messenger RNA. RefSeq lists its product as uncharacterized. Gene Ontology annotation, biological process: RNA polymerase II preinitiation complex assembly; transcription by RNA polymerase II. The record is from RefSeq and is a predicted model, not a curated record. Gene Ontology annotation, cellular component: transcription factor TFIID complex. The transcript has a single exon. Gene Ontology annotation, molecular function: RNA polymerase II general transcription initiation factor binding; TBP-class protein binding; RNA polymerase II general transcription initiation factor activity. The coding region runs from base 1 to 3492 and encodes 1163 amino acids. Lineage: Eukaryota; Fungi; Ascomycota; Sordariomycetes; Amphisphaeriales; Apiosporaceae.